Messenger RNA from Papaver somniferum (opium poppy), 1517 nucleotides. RefSeq names its product F-box/kelch-repeat protein At3g23880-like. The transcript is spliced from 2 exons. Gene Ontology annotation, molecular function: protein binding. NCBI's taxonomy places the organism in Eukaryota, Viridiplantae, Streptophyta, Magnoliopsida, Ranunculales, Papaveraceae. The record is from RefSeq and is a predicted model, not a curated record. The coding region runs from base 165 to 1391 and encodes 408 amino acids.
GCUGUAGUGUGUAUCUCUUUUAUUACGAAAUCAAAUCAGAGAUAAAAACCCUAAGUUUAGAAACAUUACAAUCAAAGAAAGGGUUUAGGGAUUUUUUUUUUAAUGAAUUGAAAUCGAAGUUGAUAAUCAAAUUUCCAAACUCCAUUCAAUUUCAUCAUCUGUCAAUGGAAGGAAAUUGUGAGGAAAAUCUUCAUUUUAAUUCUCUAACUGAAGAUUUGUUGAUUGAAAUUCUAUUAUGGCUACCAGUAGUAUCUCUUCUACGAUUCAAGGCUGUCUGCAAGUAUUGGCGAUCGAUUAUCGAAAGCUCAGAUUUCAUCCAUCGACACGCCAAUUUCGACAACUCCACAGCGUCGAAUCGUGGUAGUGGUGACAGCCAAGAAGAUUCUGGGCAAUGGAAUUACAAAAACUUGGGUACCUCACCACAUUUAAGUGAUGAGGAUGAGUAUGAAAUGUAUGCUAGUUACCCUCCUCAAGCAAAUAUGGUGGGUUCUUGUCAUGGCAUCAUUUGUAUACAUGAUCCUCAUCUUGGGGAUGUUAUCCUCUGGAACCCUGCAACUAAGAAGUAUAGAUGUCUCCCUAAAUCAUUACCCCUCCUAGAUGAAUUUGGCGUACUAAAGUCUGAGUUUGUUUUGUUUGGUUUCGACUGUGAAACAUAUGAUUACAAGGUCUUACAAAUCACUUUCUUCGAAAUCGACAAUGAAAUUGACGUCACACCACCAAAUAGGACUCAGAUAUAUAGCUUAAGGUCGGAUUCUUGGAAGUGGUGUAUGGAUGCCAGUUUGUCUGGUCACUCUUAUAAAGCCAAUACUCAAAAUCAAGGUCGAUAUCAUAAUGGUAGUUAUUAUUUCGUAGGAAAUAAUUUUAUAAGAAAACAAUGGAUUACGAAUUCUGUCCCAUAUUGGUAUGUUGAUGCGGAGCCAGUGGUUCUCUGCUUCAAUUUCAGCAGAGAAAGUUUCAGGAUGAUUCCCGGUCCAUGUGAUAAAUUUGAUUUAGAUGUCAUAGGAGGUGACCGCGGAAAGAUUGCUUGCAUUACAUUUGAUUAUAAUGGUUCUCAUGAUGUAUAUGAAGUGUAUACUUUGGAUGAUUACAGUUGUAGUGCUACAAACAGUAACGAGUACUCAUGGAGUAAGUCACAUGCGUUCACUGUAAACUGUCCUAAUGGUGGCAUAGGUACUAAGGCAAUUACAAAAAAUGGAGUGUUUGGUUUUCUAUCUGGUAUUGGCGGUGGUCUGGUGUUUGUCAACUUUCUUACAGCUGAGAUGAAGGAUAUUGAAAUUAUUGAUGGCUCUUUGGAAGGUCUAGGCUAUAUAAUCAGAGCGGAUGUUUACAAAGAGAGCUUACUCUCUAUCCAUAGUGCUGUGCCUAGCAGCAGCAGCAGCAGCAGCAGUUAAUAGACAUGAAAUCCACCAUUUACAACUUUGGAAUGAUGUUGUUUAGCAUGCUGCUCCUAAACGUUUUUAUCUUUCUAUUUAUCCAAAUGAAUAAAUCUAGGUUUUGACAUACUUGGUACCUCUAAA